Ictidomys tridecemlineatus (thirteen-lined ground squirrel) is the source of this 11436-nucleotide messenger RNA. It is a transcript of the gene Otud7a, whose product is annotated as OTU deubiquitinase 7A. NCBI's taxonomy places the organism in Eukaryota, Metazoa, Chordata, Mammalia, Rodentia, Sciuridae. Gene Ontology annotation, cellular component: nucleus; cytoplasm. The record is from RefSeq and is a predicted model, not a curated record. Gene Ontology annotation, molecular function: zinc ion binding; cysteine-type deubiquitinase activity; K63-linked polyubiquitin modification-dependent protein binding. Gene Ontology annotation, biological process: protein K63-linked deubiquitination; protein K48-linked deubiquitination; protein K11-linked deubiquitination.
GGGGGCCGCGGAGCCGGAGCGCGAGCAAAACAGCUGAUCUGGUUUUCCUUUAAAGCUAGAGAAAAUGGAAGUCGGGUAGAGGCGACUGCGGCGCUGCGGGCUGACCGAGCGGAGCGGCGCGGCGCGGCAGCCAGAAAUCCCAUUAAUCCACGCUAACACUUUGGCCUGGAGAAAAGCACUUGUGGCAUCCGGGUGGGCUAUCCAAACACCAGAGCUGCCUCUCGUGAACAGCACCCUGCUCCAGGGCAGUAUGUACAUUGUGUGUGUGGAUUAUGGCGUUCUUCAACUAGAAUAUGUUCUUAUUAGAGCUCUCGGGCUGUGCUCUCAUGCCUUCCACUGCAGCAACAAUGGACCACUUUCAGCAGGGAUGGUGCAGAGCUGACCCGAAUGCCUGACUGCCACUGACCUCCAGAGAAUCCAGGUGUCUGAAAAGUGGCACUGACAGAAAAAACUCUCCAGGCCGAGGCUCCGGUACAUGGAGAGAAGGAAGAAGGAAAUUUCCUAAUUGGUACUAUAUACAUCAGAUGGAUGGUUUCUAGCCUGCUUCCAAACCCCACCUCGGCUGAGUGUUGGGCAGCACUUCUACAUGAUCCUAUGACGCUUGAUAUGGACGCAGUCCUGUCAGACUUUGUUCGGUCCACGGGGGCAGAACCUGGUCUGGCCAGAGACCUGCUGGAAGGCAAAAACUGGGACCUGACAGCUGCUCUAAGCGACUAUGAGCAACUCCGACAGGUGCACACAGCCAACCUGCCACAUGUGUUCAAUGAAGGGAGGUGCCCCAAGCAGCCUGAGCGGGAGCUGCCCCAGCCUGGGCACAAGGUGGAGCGGCCCUGCCUGCAGAGGCAGGACGACAUUGCCCAAGGUACAGCUGCCUGGAGUGGUGCACCAUGGUUUGCAGAAAAGCGACUUUCCCGGGGGAUUUCUCACGCCAGCUCAGCCAUUGUCUCCUUGGCCCGGUCACACGUAGCAAAUGAAUGCAACAAUGAACAGUUCCCUCUGGAGAUGCCAAUCUACACAUUCCAGUUGCCAGAUCUGAGUGUGUACAGUGAGGACUUCAGGAGCUUCAUCGAGCGGGACUUGAUAGAGCAGGCAACCAUGGUAGCUUUGGAGCAGGCAGGUCGCUUGAACUGGUGGUCCACCGUGUGCACGAGCUGUAAACGGCUUCUUCCUUUGGCCACGACAGGGGAUGGAAACUGCCUUUUACAUGCCGCCUCACUGGGAAUGUGGGGGUUUCAUGAUCGGGACCUGGUUUUACGAAAAGCUCUCUACACCAUGAUGAGGACGGGUGCUGAGCGGGAAGCCCUGAAGCGGAGGUGGAGGUGGCAACAGACACAGCAGAACAAGGAGUCAGGGCUGGUGUACACAGAGGAGGAGUGGGAGCGAGAGUGGACGGAGCUGCUGAAGCUGGCCUCCAGCGAGCCACGUACACAUUUCAGCAAGAAUGGUGGCACAGGUGGAGGUGUGGACAACUCUGAGGACCCUGUGUACGAGAGCCUGGAGGAGUUCCACGUUUUUGUCUUAGCCCAUAUACUAAGAAGACCGAUUGUCGUCGUGGCAGAUACAAUGCUGAGAGACUCAGGUGGAGAGGCCUUUGCACCCAUCCCUUUCGGAGGAAUUUACUUGCCUUUGGAGGUACCUCCCAACAGAUGUCACUGCUCACCUCUGGUUCUAGCCUAUGAUCAAGCGCAUUUCUCAGCUCUCGUGUCCAUGGAACAGAGAGACCAGCAAAGAGAACAAGCUGUGAUCCCCCUGACAGAUUCUGAGCACAAGCUCCUACCCCUGCACUUCGCGGUGGACCCAGGGAAGGACUGGGAGUGGGGGAAAGACGACAAUGAUAACGCCCGGCUAGCCCACCUCAUCCUGUCGCUAGAAGCCAAGCUGAACCUUCUCCACAGCUAUAUGAAUGUGACAUGGAUCCGGAUCCCUUCAGAGACCCGGGCUCCCCUGGCGCAACCAGAGUCCCCAACGGCAUCAGCUGGGGAGGAUGUGCAGUCCCUGGCCGAUUCCCUUGACUCAGAUCGUGACUCCGUGUGCAGCAAUUCCAACAGCAAUAAUGGCAAGAAUGGCAAAGACAAAGACAAGGAGAAACAGCGCAAAGAGAAGGACAAGACCCGAGCGGACUCGGUGGCCAACAAGUUAGGCAGCUUCAGCAAGACCCUGGGCAUCAAGCUAAAGAAAAACAUGGGUGGCCUGGGAGGCCUGGUACACGGUAAGAUGGGCCGUGCCAACUCCGCAAAUGGCAAGAACGGAGACACAGCCGAGCGCACCAAGGAAAAGAAGACCAAGUCUCGCAAAGGCAGCAAAGAGGAAUCCGGUGCAUCAGCAAGCACAUCGCCGUCAGAGAAGACCACGCCGUCGCCCACGGACAAAGCGGCAGGCUCAUCCCCGGCCGAGAAGGGAGGCGGGACAAGGGGUGACGCCUGGAAGUAUAGCACUGACGUGAAGCUGAGCCUCAACAUUCUGCGCGCUGCCAUGCAAGGCGAGCGCAAGUUUAUCUUUGCCGGUCUGUUGCUCACCAGCCACCGGCACCAGUUCCACGAGGAAAUGAUUGGCUACUACUUGACCAGCGCGCAGGAGCGUUUCAGUGCGGAGCAGGAGCAGCGGCGCCGCGACGCCGCGGCCAAUGCAGCCGCCGCCGCCGCCGCUGCCACCUCCACGACCAAACGGCCACAGCGCAGGCCAGAGGCCGAGGGCACUCCUGGAACUGAGCGUGCCUCUCCGGGCCCGCCGGCCGGGCAGCCCACGCAGCUGGUGCUUAAGCUCAAAGAGCGCCCGAGUCCAGGGUCCGCUGGGGGCUCGCGGGCCGCAAGGGUGGCAGCGGGCGGCACCGCCUCUCCUAGCAGCGGCGGCACCCGGCGUGCAGGCGCCAGCGGACAGACCCCUGGCCGAAGCCCGCCGGCGCCAGCGCGCCAGAGCGUUAUCCACGUGCAGGCAGCGGGUGCCCGGGACGAGGCCUGUGCACCGACCGUGGGCGCAUUACGGCCAUGCGCCACGUACCCGCAGCAGAACCGCUCGCUGUCUUCACAGAGCUACAGCCCUGCGCGGGCCGCUGCCCUGCGUACGGUCAAUACGGUUGAGUCGCUUGCGCGCGCUGUGCCCACCACCCUCCCCGGCGUCACAGGAGCCACGGCAGCAGCCGAGCACAAAUCGCAGACCUAUACAAAUGGCUUUGGCGCUACACGCGAAGGCCUAGAGUUCGCAGACGCCGACCCGCCAGCCGCACGCUCGAGCUCGAACGGUGAGUGCGGUCGCAGCGGCCCUGGGCCGGCGCAGCGGCGUUGCCAGCGCGAGAACUGUGCGUUCUAUGGGCGCGCAGAGACGGAGCACUACUGCUCGUACUGCUACCGCGAGGAGCUGCGGCGGCGGCGCGAGGCACGCGGGCCACGGCCCUGAGCGCGUGGUGUGCGGGCGGCGAGGUUUCCCCCAAAAGGAUUUCUUUUCCAUUCUGUCGGUGUCUUUUUUACAUGCUCUGGUCAACCGAAAGGCCGGCGCCUCCUCUGUCAGUGCCGUGUACGUGUUUGGUCAAACGUUCCUAAUGGUGCCUGAACCUACACUGACGCCACUCAGGUAGUAGACGGAUAGGAAACAAGUCAUACUGUUGGAAGUGGGUGUGCUAGCCUAGCAUCUGCCUCGUACCUGUGGAAACUCAAUAGCCAUUGCAAGAGUAUUUUUGUUCCUCUAUAAGAGAAAUAAAGAAAUUCGCAGCCCUUUGUUUUUAGAAGGGAGUGUUUUACAUGCUUUUUUUCCCCUCUCAUUUCAUCUUUUUCCUAACCUAGCGACUGACCUCUUCCAGGUAGCGGUCACUUGCGUGCGGUUGGUAGCACCCAGGGUUUAGGAGCAAAUGCACAGUCCCGGACUGGGGUGGAGGCUCCUCUGCGGCUCCCACCUGCUUUCCAUCCCACCCAGGUUCUUGGAGAAAGCAGGGACCUUGCCGCCCGCUGACGCUGUAGUGGUCACUAUGGCCCUUUAGGAAUACACGGCUCCUUUUCAUAAGCAAAACCUACUCCCACAACCCUCGUCUCAAGCAACAUUCACACUGCCAUCCAAGCCGCGGGGGACUGUAGAGUGGGCACCAGAAAACCUACCUCGCAGGGCGUGGUGAGGUGUAGUUAAUCUAUCCCGGUGCCGGGCAGCUCAGGUGCCAGGAGUUUUUCCAAAGACACCAUGGGUCCAUAAAACAAGGUUCUGAACUCACAAGUUGGAUUGGCCUAAAUAAGAGCAAACAUGACAGCCUGCUCACAUUUCUCCUUUGAAGACACUUCCACAGUGGACUGUCGCUGGAGGGCCUCUUAUAAGGUGAUAGCACUUCUGUGACCCAGAAGAGAGACAAAGAACUGUGUAAGCCCCUACUAGGCUGCUUUGAAACCCGGCCUGGCCCUCUUUCCAAAGAGAAGGGGCUGAAGGAUGCCCGCUCCUGGUAAGGAAGCAAAUCCACCCCACACCUCACUUGCAUCUGUCUGGGUUCAGCCAGGUAAUGGGGCUCACUGUGAUUGGGGCCCAUCCACAAGGCAGGAAUGGUCCUGCCUCUGGCUUCAUAACACAUUGAGGGAACAGCCCGAUAUCCGAGCCGUCUUUUUUGGUGCCUCCUACAUUUCUUGAGGAAAUUAAAAAAAAAAAAAAAAAUGUGUCCUUAGCUACCCUGUUUUGAGCAGCAAUAUGCAGCCUUUUCCUUCCAAGAUUACCUCUGGAGACUACCAUUCUUGGCCAAGGACACUGAGGAGCUAAACCUGCCUCACUAAGAAAAGAGCUUGUUUCCAGGAAAUAAGGAUAAGAUGGGCAAAAUCCUCACAAACUAAUACUUCCAAACCUGUGAGAGCUUUAGAAUAGUCUCUGAUAAUCCUAAAGAAAGAAAGGAGAAAGCACCUGGCUUCCAGUCAGCUUAUCCUCAGAAAAUUCAGGAGCAAUGGGGUGGGGGUGGGGGGUCAUCUCUUCAUUGGGGCCAGCUUCUUCUCCUGAAAGGAUGCUUUUUCCCUGUGACAUAAAGAGCAGCAAAAGCAAAAAAAACUAAAUAAGUAAAUAAAAAUUUAAAAAAGAUGGGGAGGGAAUUUUUUUACUUGUUUGAAAAAUUAUAAUAAAAUAACUGAGUAUAUCUCCUGUGAGUAAUUAUUUUUUGUUUUUAAUUAUCCCACAGCCCGUAGAGUUUUCAGUAAUUUAUUGAAGUUUUGCAGAAGUGGUUCCUUAGAUCAGAUUAUUUAUUAAAUAGAAUCUUUAAGACUUUUUUCAAAGUUUUACUUUUCAUGCUGAUGAAAAUACUUUCAAUGUGAGAUAAUUACUAGCAUCCACCUCCCUAAUAGUACUGGGUUUCUUUUAUUACUCAGAGAAAAAAAAAAGUAGUUUUAAAAAAAAUCUCUCAUUGAGAGGGUCUGUGGCAGCUUUUUUGGACUGGUUCCUUUCAUCACAUCACUCUGAACAGCUACUUCACCUUCCAAAGCUGUGGGUCACAGAAAGUAUUGCUCCCAGUGUAGAUAGCACCUGCUUAUGCUCCUUAUCCUUAGAAGGUUAAGAGAGCCAACCUUAAAAAUGCUUAAAUGUGCAUUCAGCAACCAAACUCAUGCACAAAAAAUUAAGGAAUAUAAAUACUCAGAUUUUUUUCAAUUUUUUAAUGUUAAGACAGCCAACUAGAAAUUUCCAAAACUGGCUAUGCAAAUCUCAUCUUUUUCAUGCUCUCAUCCAUAUUUCAAACAAAAAGACAAACUGAAACUAAAAGCAGUUCAUUGUAAUAAAGGAAAACCUUCUAAACAGGCAGAGUAGUAUAUAUGUAUUAUCAAAAAAAAAAAUGAGGACGUGUUCUGUGUGCUUGCAUUGCCAAGUUAUCUCCACCCCACCUCCAUUUGAUGACAGAUGUGCCAUAAAUGAGAGCCUGGGAUAUAGCCUCUGACUGUGACUUUGGCUUCUCUGGCCAUGUGAAAGGCCUCUAGUCCCUCUGCUUGGUCACAGGGUGAGCUAGAUAAGCCUAGGCACCUAUUGGUGCCUGCUCCAUGCUGCCACCUUACAACUCAGUCCACACAAUUUAAGAAUACCAUUUUCUUUUUUGAGAGAACCAUCCUUUAAACAGAGUUUAAAAAUUAAAAAGUGAAAGAGUAGAUUGUGAUAUGAAAUGUUCUAGACCUGAGCACCCACAUCAUGCUCCAGGUUGUUCACAAGAGCUCUUUAGACUUGGUCUCUGGCCAAAGGCCCUCUUAGUUCUGGCUUGGGGCAGGAACUAUUAAAAGCUGUGUUAAUUAUAUGUGGUACAUGAAAUUCUCUAAUAUUCUUCUAUGGUUUGUGGGCCCUUUGUAGUUUAGGAAAAGGGAAGAAGGCAAGUGCCACCUGUGCCAUGGCAGACUCUGACCAUGAGCUGCUUACCCAUCUGAUCUGGCCAAACUUCCCUUUCUAUGAAGGAUGGAUGGAUAUCUCUGAGCAACAAAAAGCAUGUUUCCAGAAGGAUCCCAGAUACUUCUAAGCUCCUGUGGAGGUUAUUUCAGAAAUUUACUUCACAUUUCCUGUACAUGCUUUACCCGGGUAAACAGUUUUUAAAAAAAAUAUUCUUAAGGGAAGGUGUUUUUCAGUGUAUUCUGCUUGUGGAUUUCGUGGAAUGUUACAUUGAAAUUUUACAAGUCAAGUUUAAACUGUACUAUAGAGAUUAUUUUUAUAUUAUUUUCAGAACAUGCCACAGAGCAAUAUUUUGCACCAUUAUUGUCACAGGGUUGUCCCUUAAAAGGGUAACUUGCUGUGGGAAGGGACACCACUCUGGGCUCUUGGGAUUUAAGUGCUUUUUGCUGUUUGUGCAAAUACCCUCUGAAAGCAGAAAUGCAUAAAUGUCCUUUCUUUUUUAAUUGAGAGCUUUAUUUUCCUUUUCCUGUUCAUAGGUUUUUCGUACUGCACCUUUCCUGAAUAUUUUAUAUUCACUAAGUUACUCUGGACCUUUUCUUAGCUAUUACUACACAGUGUCAUUUGAAUCCCUUACUUUACAAAUUUAAUGUUUUCCAAAAUAAUUUAUUAAUUCUACUGGUUUACUAUCAGAAAUUAGGUGGCAUGAGAUAAAAAGACUCUCCGCAUCCCCAGGUGCACACCUCAGGAUGUCAAAAUCCUCCAUGUGCCACCCACCCAUGUCUUGCAGGGGGAGGGGAGGGAUGGUGGGUGCCUCACUGCCCCCUGCUUAUUAUCCAAAUACAAACUUCAUCUAGCAAAUAUAUGUCAUAUUAGUUUGUUUUCUUUAAAAAAGGGCUGUACCUAUGAAUGAUGGGAAAUUUUUGCAAAGAAAGAAAGAAAAAAGACUUCCAAACCAGUGUGUGUAAGUUCCAUUUAAUGAGUCUUUUUUGUUUACUGAGACAUGUUGAAGGCAUCAACUGGAUGUUUGAGACUCCCCACCUAGUGGGGACUUCACAAAUUAAGUUCCUCCAGCAUUCUGUUCAUUUCUUCCAGUACUUCUAAUAAAUAAAAAUUCGAUAUGUUUCUGUGGCUGAGCCACAGUCAAGCUGUGGCCUUGGCCCCAUUGGGCUACAGAGGUAGCACCUGCUCUGACUGAGAGUCUGAUUCUUCUGUCACUUCAAGAUAGGCAUGUACAAAGGGCCCAAAGGUGGCCGGUGCUCCUGGCUCCAGAGAGCAGGCAGCCCCUUCCAAAAAGCUUUAAAGUGUUGGCUCUCUGGAGACUUCUUCCCACUUCCCUGUUACUCCUGACUCUGACCUCUCUUUUCUAAUAUAAUGGCCAUUCUGGUGUGGCUCUUCAGGGCAGGGACCUCAACUUCAUUCUUGCUUAAAUCCAAUCCACCCCACUGCCCUUGUCCAUUCUGCAGCACUGAUCCUGUUGGCCCAGAAGGUGGUUGUGUAGUAUCACCUAGUUAUCAGGGAGGUGGGGCCAGGGUAGUUCAUCCUAGAGAGACCAACACACACCCAGACUCUGCCCCAUACUUGCGAUGCUGAGGGCCCCCAUAUGCACCCCAGAGGCCCAGGGGUUACUGUUUUAUGAGAUUUUCAUGACAGCUAUAAGCAGUGUGCAAGAUGGUCUAUUAGCAGGUAUGCAGGUAACUUUCCCAAGUCUCAUUCUUCCGUCCUACUCCAACCCCAACAGAGAAGAGAGAAGAUGCCCUACGGGGACACCCCCCCACCCCAGGAGCAGCCAGGCAUGCAUCUAAUCAGUGCAGAGAAUUUCAGGCUGAGCCGAAAACAUACUCACAGGAACAGCACAGAAGCCAUUAUCUACAGAUACACUAGAAAUGUGACUUUCUAUUUAUUUUCCAAAAUAAUUUUUUGAAAUUUGCAUUUUUAGAAUUUUAGACUUGCAAAAAAUAAAUAAGUAAAUAAACUGGGUCCUGCCAACCCUAACUGUAUAUACCAAAUGAUGCAUAUUGCUUCUUUUUUAUUCCUCCCGAAGAGCAUCUCAAAGAGAUACAUAUAUACACAUACCAACUAUUAAUUUGACACCAGAUGAGGAGUACCAGUUGGUUUGAAGGGUAAAUAUAGGCAGAAUCUGCCCAAGACCAAAGCAAUCUGUUAAUGUAAUAAGGACAAGUAGCUAUUUCAGAAUGUAUCUCCAAAUACUGAAGGACUACAUUAAAUGAAGAACUAGCUUCCCAUCACAGAACAAAAACCAAGACCUUACAAAGACUACUCCCACCCGUGUAUGUCUUUGCCCAGAGACUGAGGCCAUCUUUAAUCAACAGUCACCUUCCUGCCUCAGGGCCUUCACAUGUGCUAUCUCUUCUACCUGGGACAGCCUCUUUGAAGAGAGCCCAUUACUCACACCUCACUACCUGUCAGUCUUUGCGCCAAUGCACCCCUCAACAAGGUUUUCCUUGCUUUCUUGAUUUAAAAACAUAACACAUCCCACCCACUGUACCCACUUCCCCAUGCAUCUUCCUCUUGUGCACUUGUCUGAGCACUGCAUGUGUGAAUUAUUCAUUGAUCCAUUUAUUACAUCCACCAAGCUUCCAUAGAAUGUAAGCUCCAUGUGGGCAGGACUUCAUGUGUGUCUUACUGCUGUAUGCUGGCACCUAUAACAGUGCCUAAUACCUAUUAGACACUGGAUAAAUAUACAUUGAAGAAAGGAAAUGCUAUCAGUAAUUUGAUAGCUAUUAAGAGGCCAAAAAUAAAUGUCAAUUUUGGCCAUCAUCAAAUCCAAAUUCUUGGACCUGGGGAUAUAGCUCAGUCGAUAGAGUGCUUGCCUCACAUGCAUAAGGCCCUGGGUUCAAUCCCCAGCACCACCAAAAAAAAAAAAAAAAAAAAAAAGAAAAAGAAGUCCAAAUUCUUCUGCUGUCCCUACUUACGGAGACUGUUAGCUGAUUAAAUGGCUUGGUUCCUUCUCCUGCAUACAAGUACAAGAAGGCUAGAUAUGGUAGUGAGUUUAUCCACCUGGUGGCAGCAGUAGCCUGUCUCUGACUCUGAACAUCUGCUCUAUGGGUCAGGAACUUUGGAACUGUUUCCUCCUGGUUAGUUCUUAUAAUCAGAUGCACUGUGAGGGGCACCCAUCAUGUCCUUCCUUGAUGUCAUUGUAGACCUGGACCAUUCUACAGAAGCCUUUAUAAGCAAUCCUUAGGUAUCUCUUAAUUCUUUCUAACCCAUAAACAGUGGCAAUGGAUAGUCCAGCCAAGCAAAGGGAUCCUGACAACUAGAAAACCCAUUCUUCAGUCACCAAAAAGCAGGGCAACAAAGGAAAAGGAACUUGUCACACAGAAUAACUGGCACAGGGGUGGGUAGCUAUGUUGACAAAUGUGGAAACAGCAGAGAGCUGAGAGAGCCAAGUUCCCCAAGACUCAGUCACUGCUGGUGUGCAGUGGAGUGUCAGAGCCUUCCCACCACAGAGCCAAACAACAUACACCUCCUUGGGCCCAGGCCCCAGAGCGGUGGUCCUCAAGCGACUUCACCCACAGCAGAGGAGGGAUGAUCCCCCUCUGAGCUGCCUCCCUCUGCCAGAUGAUUUUCACAACUACCUAAUAGUGAUUGGUGUUUACUUCCAGAUCCUUUGGCCAAAUAUGUUUUCCUCUAAGAGUUUUUGGCAAAAUACUGUUACCAGCUGCUUAUAGAACCUUUGUCCUGCUGUGUCCUGGUUAAAAGGCUUCAUCCUCUUUACUCCUCUUCCAUGGUUUUUGCUUUCAUUUCUCUGGAUGCCAUCUUUUGGGGUCUCUCAGGGGAUUGGUUCUCUUUGUAACACCCUCUGUGCAGCUGUCCAGCAGGGAGUGGGAACAUGUGUGUGUCCCUGCAUUUAAAUUGCCAAAUAAACCACGUCCCUUUUGUUACUGCCCAAACAGCCUGGGAUAUGCUCCUGCCAGGACCCAGAGAAAGGAAGUAUGCUUUCCAAAGGCCCGUGUCCUUGGCCCACACAGAGCUGUCUCUGUAGCAGGUACCCACAGAGGUCUCCCAAGCCCUGUGGGCCGUCCGGCUCUUUGCAUAUAUCCUUCCUGAUUUGAAGCACCUAUUUUAGUAUUAUGAGUUGGCAAGUGGGAGUGGAGCAGCUUGUGUCUACUCACUUAAGUUCAAAAUAAGUAAAAUCACCAAGUGCACGUGUUGGAUAUCAGCCAUGUCUUAGGCCCUGGUCCACACAGAAGCAAACGCCCUCUGCCAGAGCCAGUCUCCAUUCAGUAGGAGCUUGCCCCUCCCACACACCCAGGUGAGAAAUGCUGGGCUCUCAGUCAUCAAAUAAAGGAACACUUAGGAGCAGGGCAUUGGCUCACCUGAGUCCAAGCAGGGACAAAUCUCCUUGGUGACCAACCACUGCCUCAUCUGCAGAGCCUGAAAUCCACUCAACAUCAUUUCUGAUGAACUGUUCAGUCUCAUCCGUUAUAAUUGAGGCUCAUCAAAGUCAUUUAUAAUAAUUUAAAAGGACCUCCUCACCCUGUAUUUUCUUUAUUCCUUUAAACAUGUAUUUGACCUAAGGAUGUCAGUAGAAAUAUUGUUCUCAUUUUCCUUUAUCUUUUCUUUUCUUCUUUUUCUUUCUUUCUUUCUUUUUUCUUUCUUUUUUUUUUUUUGGUUGUUGUUUAAUUGACUGAUUCCUGGAUGAAAUAAGUUGCUUUUCCUUAUUUAUUUGAUUACAGUGGAUAAAGGAAAAUAUUUGAGGCAAAAAAUGGGUCAUAAAUCACAUUACUUUGACCAAGCUGUUCAGAACCCUUUUCUACCUAUGAGUGUUAAUUCCGAUUCAAUGCAAAUAUUAUUUUCCAUCUGGUUCAUUCUUGGAGAAGAAACCCAUUGUAAGAGCUGUCUUUGGUGGUUGGGUUGUUACUUUGUAAAGUAUUAAAGCACUAAACCAAUUUUUGCAAUAUAUAGUAAAUCUUGCUUUCAUUUUGGAAAACUUCCAGUAAUGACUACUGCACUUUUUAUAGAAGAACUGUAUUUAAUUUCUUUCUUUUAUGAAAGAUUAUUUCAAGUAAAAAUAGCUCUGUAAUCCGUGUGACACGGCUUCUCCAUUACUUGACAGAGAGAGAAGCUUUGAUGCCUACCCAAUAAAAUUAACAUGUUUGUAAA